This is a messenger RNA of Rubroshorea leprosula, 721 nucleotides long. Lineage: Eukaryota; Viridiplantae; Streptophyta; Magnoliopsida; Malvales; Dipterocarpaceae. The record is from the annotation of a GenBank genome assembly.
UAGGUGGGAUUGAAUUCAUAAUAUAUAUCUUCUAGCUAUAGAGGGGUCCAAAAAUAUGUGCAGCAGUGGAGAAAAGCCUUCCUCUCCGGGAGAAACAUAUACAUUUUCUUUAUCUCCUUUUCUUUUUCACCGUUUAACUUUGAUGAACAAAAAACAAAAUUUCUCUCCUCUCAUGAGAAACAUUAGCAUUAAGCAGGCUUAAUUUGAUCCUGAAAAUGGAAGGGAACAGCAUUGCAUUAAUUGCAUCUGCAAGGUUUUUGAAUAAUGGGAAAGGUAGGGGAGAAAGCGCUCGGCAAAGGUAAAUGGUGAAAAUCCCAACCAAGACAAGAUGCAUGUGCUGGCGAUGACCCACAAGUCAGUAGCAGUCUCGCAAGUUGCAUUUCAGAGACUAUUUCAAGUACGUUUGCCGGACUCUUUUCAGGCUUUCACUACCUUAACUAGAUAAAGGUUGUGAACAUCAAUAUGAAUUGUUUCAAAUCACCUGCAUGUCGUCUCUUCCUUUUCCAUCCAAUUUCAAAAACUAUAUAGAUAAAAAUAAAGAAGGAAUCUUAGACAUAUAUUAAUUGAUGAUCAUUAAGUUUAUCUAUAUAUAUCUCUGUGUAGGGACAUUGAUAUUUAUGGGGCUGACCUUCUAUGUAACUUAUUUUCUAAUAGUUAGAUACACUGAACUAAACCUCUGUCUCCCAAAAUAAUUAAAAAACAAUUAAUACCUCACUAAUUA